Penicillium pulvis is the source of this 1485-nucleotide messenger RNA. RefSeq lists its product as uncharacterized. The coding region runs from base 1 to 1485 and encodes 494 amino acids. The transcript has 4 exons. NCBI's taxonomy places the organism in Eukaryota, Fungi, Ascomycota, Eurotiomycetes, Eurotiales, Aspergillaceae. Gene Ontology annotation, molecular function: monooxygenase activity; heme binding; oxidoreductase activity, acting on paired donors, with incorporation or reduction of molecular oxygen. The record is from RefSeq and is a predicted model, not a curated record.
AUGGGGAACACCAACGACAUGAUAAACAUCACAACCCUCUCGACAGCUGUGAUCCUGAUCUACAUUGUGUACAUGAGAUUCCUGCACCCAUUAAGCAAAUACCCCGGACCCCUCCUCGCAACUCUAACCAAUGGCUACAAGGCAUACUAUGUCUACAACUUGCGAUUACACGAGAAACUCCUCGAACUCCACAUGCAAUAUGGUCCCGUUGUGCGCGUCGGACCCAAUCACCUCCACCUCUGGGAAGGAGAAGCAAUUGCACCAAUCUACAAGGGUGGAAGAAAGAUGGGGAAAUCGGAUUUCUACAACGCAUUUACGGCCUUUAAUCCGAAUCUUUUCGGUGGUACGAACGAGGAUAUUCACUCUCUCCGACGCAGACAAUUAUCCCAUGGAUUCUCGCAAGCAUCAGUCCAGAAAUUGGAACCUCUUAUCGAAGGUCAGAUGAAAGUUUUAAUUGAUAAACUGCGAGCAUUUGAAAAGACAGGCGAAGUCUUCGAUUUCAAAAGUGUCCUCUCCUUAUACGUCCUCGACAUCCUCGGUGAAGUGGCUUUCAGUAAGCCAUUUGGUGUACAAGCUAAGGGAAAAUCAGAUGAGCUCCAUGCCAUUAAUGAUCACCUCUUGUUAGCCGGUGUUAUUGGUGAACUACCCUUCCAAGACCUAUGGAAAACACUCGCGAGAAUGUCGCCUGUACCAUGGAUGAGACAGCUUGUCAAGAGCAGGAAUAAUCUGAAGGAUAUAUGCUCUCGCUGUGUGAAUUUUAAGAUCAACAAUCCAUCUGAACGACCAGAUCUAUUGAAGAGUCUUGUUGAGGCUGUUGAUCCGGAAAGUGGUUCCAGGUUGACGGAGCAAGAGAUUAAUUCUGAGGCUUUUGCUGUCCUUGUGGCUGGAUCCCAUUCCACAUCAGGCACAUUGACACUCCUCCUUUGGCAUCUAACGCACAACCCCGAUAUACUCGUGACUGUAACGCAAGAACUUCAUGAAAAGCUGCCGCCUUUACAUAAUGACCAAAUCUCAUACCCUAUUGAAGGCCUGGAGGCGUCUCUAAGCUACACAAUGGCCUGCGUCAGAGAGAACUUCCGCAUUAACCCGGUAUUCAACAUGCCUCUAUGGCGUCGAGUGGGUUACCCCGGCGGCAUCGAAAUCGCAGGUCACCAUAUCCCUGAGGGAACAAGUGUCUGUAUAUCCAACCAUGUCCUACACCACAAUCCCGACAUAUGGGGUGCGGAUCAUGAAGAGUAUAUUCCUGAUCGCUGGCUCGAUGAGAAGUAUAACAAAGAGAAAGGCAAGUUCCUGAUUCCUUUCAGUAUUGGGCACCGGAUGUGUAUUGGGAGGAAUCUGGCUAUGACGAACGUUCUCAAAACUAUUACUACUUUGCUUAUGAGGUUUGACUUUGAGCCUGUCGGUAAGGAGAGGAGGGUUAAUGUACUUAGCUCUGGGAUUGGGGAGAUGGAGGGUGAAUUCUUAUGUCGAGUUUCCUUGAAGUAG